CAUACCCUGCCUCGGCCGUCAGUCAGCCGCCGGCCAUCGCGCGCCCCGUCCGCUUUCAUAGCGCAAAAACGUGCCGCGAGUGCUUUUCAAGUGAUGUCGGCUUGUGACUAGUGCCAUGCUCGUGCACUGUGCCCUCCUGGCGGCUCUGCUCGCCUCCGCCGCAGCAGCUUGGCAGGAAAAUGUCCGCCCUAAGGUCUUCGCACAACUAGGGAUCGACGACACGCACAAAUUUCUCGGCAAUGAAACACACACAGACUAUUUCAGACUGUUACUACGAGAUGGAAAUUAUCUUCUGGUUGGUGGAAGAAAUGUCGUGUACAAUCUCAGCUUAACAGACCUCACGGAGCAAAGGCGCCUCGUGUGGUAUUCAGCAGAGAGCGACGUGCAAAUGUGCGUCGUAAAAGGAAAAGAUGAGGAGAGCUGUCAAAACUACAUUCGCCUGUUAGUCUCGCUGGGUCCCGGCAGAUUGCUUAUCUGUGGCACAAACAGCUUUAAGCCGGUAUGCCGGGAAUAUGGAGUGCAAAGGGACUCUUAUCACAUGGAGAAAGAAAAAUCCGGCCAGGCUGUCUGUCCUUACGAUCCUGAACAUAAUUCUACGGCUGUUUAUGCAGAUGGCGAAUUAUAUUCGGGCACUGUAGCAGACUUUAGCGGUAUGGAACCUCUCAUAUAUCGAGAACCGCUUCAAACGGAGCCUUACGACUCUAUGACAUUAAAUGCUCCCGAUUUUGUCAAUUCGUUAGUACAUGGCAACUUCGUGUACUUUUUCUUUCGGGAAACAGCGGUCGAGUACAUUAACUGUGGAAAAGCUGUAUUUUCACGCGUAGCGCGAGUAUGUCGGGACGAUAGUGGAGGCCCACAUCGUUUAAAGCAGCGGUGGACCUCCUUCCUGAAGUCUCGCCUCAAUUGCUCCGUCGCUGGAGACUUCCCCUUCUAUUUUAAUGAGAUCCAAUCAACCACAGAGCUAAUCGAGGGGGUCUACGGGGGUCUGAACGCCCAACUCAUAUAUGGCACCUUCACGACCCCUCCCAACAGUAUAUCCGGCAGUGCCGUCUGCGCGUUCAGUAUGCAAGACAUCGCAGACACCUUUGAGGGCACAUUUAAGGAGCAGAGCGCUAUUAACUCUAAUUGGUUGCCUGUAAAUAGUGCCAAGGUUCCAGAACCAAGGCCUGGGACAUGCCACAACGACUCGAAGCAACUCCCCGAUCAAACACUGAACUUUAUCAAAACACACGCACUCAUGGACGAAUCGGUGCCGGCGUUCUUCGGUGAACCCAUCGUUAUACGAACUAGCUUCCACUAUCGGUUUACACAGAUAGCUGUGGAUCCUCAAGUGAAAACGCCAGGUGGAAAGGCAUAUGACGUACUAUUCAUUGGCACAGACAACGGCAAAAUAAUAAAAGCCAUAAACGCCGUAUCGUACGACACGAACAAACGUGCGGCGCCCGUAGUCAUAGAAGAGCUGCAAGCGUUCGGCGCGGGCUCGCCCGUGCGGGCGCUGCGCGUGGCCCGAGCGGGACGAGACGCCGCUAGGCUCAUCGCCGUGUCGGACAAGGAGGUGCUCAGUCUACGGCUGCACAGGUGUUCCAGUGACAAGAUCAGCUCUUGCUCGGAAUGCGUAGCGCUACAAGACCCAUACUGUGCGUGGGACAAGCAAGCCGGCCGCUGCCGAGCCUACUCGCACGGAGUGAGUCGCUGGCUGGACGAGAACUCGUUCUACCAGAGCGUCAGCACUGGCAGUCAUGCUGCCUGUCCUCAUAGUAAAGAUGCGGGAGCAGUAGGUGGUUUAAGCUCUGGUUUGUAUGACGAUGCUCGGGAAAAUAAGGGAGAGGUCAUAAACAUAGUACAAGAUAAGGAGGGUAAAGGCAACACUAAUAAUAAUGAAGGUCCGGAAGUGCUAGCAGCAGACCCGCCACCAGCGGCGUAUUCAGUGGAGACACUGGCGCUGGCGGUCGCGGCGGGUGCGCUCGCGGCGCUCGGCGCGGGCUUCGCGGCCGGGUACAUCUGCGGCCGCCGCUGCAAGAAGGACGACGACGAUAACAUGCCCUAUCCCGACACGGAGUAUGAGUACUUCGAACAGCGGCAGAAUAUUAAUAGGAUCCAAGCGGAACCCAAGCUCCUGCAACAAGUCGAGGAAGUGACGUACGCGGAGCCAGUGCUCGCGCCGCAGCCGAAGCCCGCCUCCCCGCGCGCCACGCUCCGCAAGCACCCGCCGUACCACCCGCACCACGAGACGCUGUUCCAGUUCCAGCCGGACUCGUACCGGCGCGACAACUUCGGCACGCUGCGCUCGCAUCAGGUCAAUGGCGAUGGCUACCGGCGCGGUAACGACAACGGGUUCUCGACCACGCGUUCAGUGAAAAAGGUGUAUCUCUGAGAAACAAGCGGGGCGGAAUCGCGCGACCAAAUGCACCAUCACAAACAUAAUACGCACCAUCACCACACUUUGGUGUCGCAGCGCAGCAGCGGUUCAGGAUCAGGGUCCGCAAGUGGGUCGUCGUCGUCGCCCUCGCCGCCCUCCUCCUCCCCCUCGCCGUCGGGCGAGCGGCCCCCCACCCCGCCGCCCCCCGCACCGCAGGCCUGCGCAUACA
This is a messenger RNA of Zerene cesonia (dogface butterfly), 2588 nucleotides long. It is a transcript of the gene Sema1a, whose product is annotated as semaphorin-1A. Lineage: Eukaryota; Metazoa; Arthropoda; Insecta; Lepidoptera; Pieridae. Gene Ontology annotation, molecular function: semaphorin receptor binding; chemorepellent activity. The transcript has 17 exons. Bases 116 to 2374 code for a protein of 752 amino acids. Gene Ontology annotation, biological process: negative regulation of axon extension involved in axon guidance; semaphorin-plexin signaling pathway; positive regulation of cell migration. The record is from RefSeq and is a predicted model, not a curated record.